AAACAAACCACUCUUCGCUUCGACUCCCACUCCCACUCUCCCUUUCCACUCUCAGGCUCCCACUCCCCCCCUACCGGCUACCCUACCCAUCACACACAAACAGCCACUCCUCACCUCCCCCGUCCUCCGGUUCAUGUCCUGCUGCUCCCCAUGUCGCCCCCACUCGACCUCGACUACAUAGGCCUCUCGCCGGCGGCGGCUGCCGCCGCUGCCCACGACGACCUGAAGGGUACCGAGCUCCGCCUUGGUCUGCCGGGGUCCGGUUCGCCGGACCGCCGUGUUGUGGCUGCCACCGCAACCACCCUGGACCUGCUCCCGGCUAAGGGCGCCAAGCGCGGGUUUUCUGACGAGGCGCCGACGCCAUCGCCCGGUGCAGCUUCCGGGAAGGGAAAGAAGGUAGCGGAAGAGGAGGACGACAAGAAGGUUGCAGCGACGCCGCAGCCGGUCGCAAAAGCUCAGGUGGUGGGAUGGCCACCAAUCCGAAGCUACCGCAAGAACACGAUGUCUACCACCCAGCUGAAGGGCAGCAAGGAGGAUGCUGAGGCCAAGCAGGACCAGGGGUUCCUGUACGUCAAGGUCAGCAUGGAUGGCGCGCCGUACCUCAGGAAGAUUGACCUCAAGACUUACAAGAACUACAAGGACCUGUCGACUGCGCUUGAGAAGAUGUUCAGUGGCUUCAGUACUGGCAAGGAUGGCUUAUCUGAGUACCGCAAGGAUGGUGAAUAUGUUCUGACUUACGAGGACAAGGAUGGAGAUUGGAUGCUUGUUGGCGAUGUACCAUGGGAGAUGUUCGCUGACUCUUGCCGCAGGCUCAGGAUCAUGAAAGGAUCAGAUGCAAUUGGACUUGCUCCAAGGGCAGCUGAUAAGUCCAAGAAUCGCAACUAGAAUGGUUGCUUCUUACAGUCCAGAGCAAGAGGGAGAUAUCCAGUGACUGUAGGGAUCUUUGUGGAAGCCGGAAAACGUCUAACAGUUUCAAGAAGAAUUCUGCCUUAUGGUCUGUACCACAUGUUUUUGCUGCUACGCAAGUAAAGAACUCCACGUCUGUCAAUGUUAGUUUUACAACAUCGUCUACGGACAAAAAAAAAACCCCCCGCUAUUUGAUUGUUGCUAAGCCUUCGUACGACGUGUAAAUGGUUUGGUACAAUGAGUGCUGCGACUACGAUUGAGCACCCCUCUACCUAGUUUGCAAAAAAACAGUGUCCCAUGGACUGUCUGUUGUCCCUCUAUAUAAAUGUCCAAUGAAGCUUGCUAAUGUGUG
Molecule: messenger RNA, 1258 nt
Organism: Zea mays
Lineage: Eukaryota; Viridiplantae; Streptophyta; Magnoliopsida; Poales; Poaceae
Product: IAA17-auxin-responsive Aux/IAA family member
Biological process (GO): regulation of DNA-templated transcription
Cellular component (GO): nucleus
Source: RefSeq, marked validated